CGCCUUGCUGCCGGAACGGGGAGCGCCGCUCUGCGCACGCGCGACCGACACGUCAUCGGCCCGUGCCGCCUGCGCCGCGACACCAUGGAGGGACAGCUGUACCGCCGGCUGCCACCCGAGGAGAGCGGGGAGCUGUGCCUGCAGCCCCAGGACUCAGAAAAAGCCAAGACAUUUGUACAUGCCUUCCUGAAGCGCAGCAUGCCCAAAAUGUCAGAGGAAGCUAUCCAGGAGAUGUUGACUCGGAAAGCUGUCGUUCUGGAGCAUUAUCCCAAAAAAAAGACCAAGCAAAAGAGGAAGAAGACAAAAGGUUUUACUGCCAAGCAGAGGAGAGAGCUGCGUCUGUUUGAAAUUGAACCUGAACAGCAAAGAUAUGCCAUCUUCCUCCCACUCCACGAGCUCUGGAAGCAGUACAUCAGAGACCUGUGCCAUGGACUCAAAGCAGAUGCGCAACCCCAUAUGAUCCAGAGCAAGCUGCUCAAAGCUGAUCUCCAUGGAGCCAUUGUUACAGUUACAAAAUCCAAGUGCCCCUCUUAUGUUGGAAUAACAGGAAUCAUUCUGCAGGAAUUUAAACACGUCUUCAAAAUUAUCACUAAAGAGGACAAAUUAAAAGUUGUCCCCAAACUGAACAACGUGUUCAGCCUGGAGCUUGAUGGAUUCAUUUCCUACAUCUACGGGAGCAAGUUCCUGCUCAGAGCAAGUGAGCGCUCUGCAAAGAAAUUCAAGCUGAAAGGAACUAUUGACCUGUGAUUCCAGGGGAGUCAGAAGCACUCACAGAAACAUCUGCUGUUUUCCUGCAGUUCAAAGAGCAGAUGGAAAAAGUAACAGCCAUUUGAAAUAUUUAUAACGCAUUUCUUUUUACUGAAGGAUGAGCAGUAUCUGCUCUCUUUAAGCAGUCUCACUGACUGUUGAACUUGGUUGUGUCUGGUUUUUUUAUUCGUAUAUAAUAUUCUGGUUUUUGUUAAAGUUAUAUGAUUAAUAUUAACUACUAAAACUUCUGUUUCAGUUUAUAAUUGUAAAUUUGUACAGUGAAAAUUAUAUUUUGUAACUCUCUAAUAAAUGUUUUUGUUGCCUUCUGUAUAA
This is a messenger RNA of Prinia subflava (tawny-flanked prinia), 1080 nucleotides long. It is a transcript of the gene POP4, whose product is annotated as POP4 homolog, ribonuclease P/MRP subunit. Gene Ontology annotation, cellular component: ribonuclease MRP complex; ribonuclease P complex. Lineage: Eukaryota; Metazoa; Chordata; Aves; Passeriformes; Cisticolidae. Gene Ontology annotation, biological process: rRNA processing; tRNA 5'-leader removal. The record is from RefSeq and is a predicted model, not a curated record. Gene Ontology annotation, molecular function: ribonuclease P RNA binding. The coding region runs from base 85 to 747 and encodes 220 amino acids. The transcript has 7 exons.